AUGAAAUUCCUCUUACUCCGUGCAAACUGCAUACCAGGAUUCCAGAGGCAUUGCAGAGCCAACCCGAUCAAGCCAACGCGUAAUAGCUUUAGCAAUGCGCUCAAUAUUUUGCACACACGCCCUCCUCUAAAGAAGUUCUUGGAUUUCUGGCUCUCCCUCAGUGAUUUGGAAGCUGAGAAUGGAAAGUACGAUCCGUACAAAGGCGAUUUGAUAAUAUUCAACAACUAUUACGCCAAAUUGUCUGAAAUCGAGCAAAAGGCGUGCUCUCCUAUUAGGUCGAGAAGAAAGUGGUAUUUCUGGGAGCAGCAAACAAAAAGAAGAAAUCUUCUCAUCAAAACAAGCUUGCGUGAAGAGAAAGACGACCACAUCAAGGAACACGCAGAGGUGGCGACACAAGUCAAGCAUGAGUCAAGCGAUUUCUCGACAAUCUUAUCACAGCGUUUAGGCCGCAUAAG
Paraglomus brasilianum is the source of this 455-nucleotide messenger RNA. Lineage: Eukaryota; Fungi; Glomeromycota; Glomeromycetes; Paraglomerales; Paraglomeraceae. The record is from the annotation of a GenBank genome assembly.